AUGAAUUCAUCUACCGCUCUAUCAAAACUAUCGAGAUUUUCGACCCCGAAAUGGGCCGGUUCUGUGCCAUAUUCUAUCUUGUUGGGCGCUCGGGUCUUGGAUGAACCCCCCACUUCAACCAUACUCCUAAAACCGAUCAGUCGAAAUAUUUCAUACAUACAGACCAGAUUUCAAGCUUCUCCCGGCGAAAGUAAAUCCCAGGCUCCAACUCGCCGGGAUGAGAUUAACGAAGAAGAACAUGGGGCGAUGCGACGAAGGCUAGAGGAUUUGGAGGAACAAUCGAGGCUAGCCCACCCGCGAAGGCAUAUCAAAGCGAUCCAAGCGCAGGAAUCCGGCGAGUUAUCGACGCCUCAUUCCGGAUCCGAGGACUUGGAAGCUUUGAAGGAGAGGUUGUCUAAGAAGAUCCAAAACGCCGAUUUUGAAUCUGAAUAUGCCGGUUCGAUUGCGUACAGCCGGUUAUCUGACGCGGCGGGUAGGGAAACUCGGGAAACUGCCAUGGCGAGACCAUGGGCUGGAGCUGAGUCGUUGGAGGAUUCUGUACUUAGAAGUUUACAUGAGGCUACACCCCGGCUACGAGGGAAAGCUACUGCUCCGACUAGUCGAACAUCAUUGCCAACGAAUUUGGCACCGAUGCGUAGGAUGUCAAAAAAUGAAAGAAUCGUGUCUGCGAGGGACCGAGCAGGCCAAUAUCCACUCAUGAAGAAAAACGAGUCUGAGCUUAAUGAAGAGGAAAAAGAAGCGAGAUCCCGAAUGUUCAAAGAAAGGUUUGAACCCGGGGCACGAGCUAUGCCGAACACAAUCCAGGGUCUCACAGCACUUGCCAACGAGAAAAUCGAAGAAGCUAUCUCGAAGGGCAUGUUCAAAAAUUUACCUAAGGGGCCGAUUAACGAGGACCACCACGCUGGAAGCCCGUUCAUAGAUACAACGGAAUACCUCCUAAACCGUAUGAUCCAGCGGCAAGAGAUAGUCCCCCCUUGGAUCGAGAAGCAACAGGAACUUCAGAAAGAAAUCAGGUCAUUUCGAGGGCGAAUAAGGACCGAUUGGAAAAGACAUGUGGUCCGAACUAUCGCCAGCUGGGGUGGAACCCCGGACGUCUGGAUAAGGCGUGCAGAAGAAUAUGCAAAGGCUGAGCAAAUCGCCAACCCAAAUCCUGCAACCGCCCACGACGGAAGCGCCAAACCCAAGAGCGCGGCUGAUCAAAUUAAGGAGAAUUCUCCAACUUCGAAGGACUCAGCAGCUCCUAUGAAAGAGGGCACGGCGACUGCGAAGUCUGAAAAGCCAUUAAUUCCUUUCCGUGAUAGUAACUGGGAAAGAAAUGAAUUAGCUUACCAUGAAGCCAGCAUCACAACAAUUAAUAACAUGACACGUUCCUACAACCUACAAGCGCCAUCGAUAGCACAACGCCCGUUUGUUACUCUCAGGCGAGAAAUUCUAGCAUGUUACAGAGACGUCAUGCCCACUAUCCCUGCUGAAAUGAUAGAGCGAGCGAACAAUCCAAACUAUGGCAAAUCCCAACUCCAACUAGGCGAAUUAAAGACAGGUAAAGAAGAUAAGAAUCUUCUAUCCUUUCUUUCCACUCGUGAAAAAGGUAAAGUUUACGACGAAUCCGAAGCGAAAGCCUACGGAUUCAAGCAAUUCUGGAAAGACUUGUUUUCUCGCCCGUGA
This is a messenger RNA of Orbilia oligospora ATCC 24927, 1665 nucleotides long. RefSeq lists its product as uncharacterized. NCBI's taxonomy places the organism in Eukaryota, Fungi, Ascomycota, Orbiliomycetes, Orbiliales, Orbiliaceae. The record is from RefSeq and is a predicted model, not a curated record. Bases 1 to 1665 code for a protein of 554 amino acids. The transcript has 2 exons.